UCUAAAUACGGUUGUGUGAAGAUGUGAAGUGCCAAAUAAACUUCUCGGCGAAUAGCAGGACUUCUGGGAGGAGCCUGGCAGCCAGGAGGGUGAGUUACCCUCCCAGCAUCUCUCCUGAGCCAGCGAUGGAGUUGCGCUCUUGCCAUGGUGGGGAUUGAAAGAGGAUCAACAUGAUAAAAGGUUCAAAGUAGUGAAAAUUAAAAGAAAUUCCGCCAGAAAUGGAUUUGUGGAUUUUGCAUAAACCCUAAAAUUCCUUGCUUGAGCCACAGGACGCGUGGGAUUGUUUUUCUGAGUCUGUCUUAAAGGUUGCCCCUCUGCUCAGCCAACAUGCCAGUUCUGGACCAGGAGCCCUCCAAAGAUUUAGGGGGGGGAGAUGGUCUUCCUAAACUGCCGCUCCCUGUCCUGAAAGACACACUGGACAUGUACCUGAGGUGUAUGAAGCAUCUGCUCACAGAGGAACAGUUCAACAAGACCCAAAAUGUAGUGAAGCAGUUUGGAGCCCCUGGAGGAGUGGGGGAGCUACUACAGAGCAAACUCGUGGAGAGGAGGGAGAACAAGGCAAACUGGGUGUAUGACUACUGGCUGAAUGACAUGUACCUGAACAACAGACUGGCUCUGCCCGUCAACUCCAGUCCUGCGAUGGUCUUCCCACAGCAGCACUUCAGGGCUCCCAUUGACUCUUUAAGGUUUGCUGCACACUUAAUUUCUGGAGUUUUGGAGUACAAGACUCUUCUUGAUUCACGGGCCCUGCCUGUGGACUAUGCUCGUGGCCAGCUGGCUGGAACCCCUCUGUGUAUGGAGCAGUACUAUCGCCUCUUCACUUCCUACCGCCUGCCGGGGCCUGAGAGGGACACACUGGUGGCCCAGGAGAGUAGCGUUAUGCCAGAACCCGAACACAUCAUUGUGGCUUGUAAAAACCAGUUCUUUGUGCUGGAUGUGGUGAUCAACUUCCGCCGACUGAAUGAAAGAGACCUGCUGGCUCAGCUGGAGAAGAUCGCCAGGAUGGCUGACAGCGAAGAAGAGCGUGUCCCACCUAUUGGUCUCCUCACUUCAGAUGGACGGACAGAGUGGGCCGAGUCUCGCAGUGUGCUCAUGAAAGAGUCUACUAACAGGGACUCCCUGGACAUGAUCGAGCGUUGUCUGUGUCUGGUCUGUCUGGAUGAUGCCAGUGGGCCCGAGCUAAGUGACUCUGCACGUGCGAUGUUGAUGCUGCACGGCGGAGGAGUGGCCAAGAAUGGGGGCAACCGCUGGUACGACAAGCCCAUGCAGUUUGUUGUAGGAGCUGGCGGCUGCUGUGGAGUCGUGUGUGAACACUCACCAUUUGAGGGAAUUGUCCUUGUGCAGUGCACAGAGUUUCUUCUCAAAUAUAUGAUCGGCAGCCCAUCAAAGCUGGUUAGGGCUGCAAGCGUGAGCGAGCUGCCUGCACCACGCAAGCUCCGCUGGAAAUGUACUCCAGAGAUUCAUAAACUCCUCGCCUCUUCUGCUGACAAACUACAGAGGCAGGUGGAAAAUCUGGACAUGAAUGUCCACAAAUUCUACAAUUAUGGGAAAGAGUUCAUCAAAAAGCAGAAAAUGAGUCCCGAUGCCUACAUCCAGGUUGCUCUUCAGUUAGCCUACUACCGAUGUCACAGCAGACUGGUGUCGACCUAUGAGAGUGCUUCUAUACGGCGCUUUCAGAAAGGCAGAGUGGACAACAUCCGCUCAGCCACACCAGAAGCCCUGGCCUUCGUCAAAGCAAUGACGGAUGGGGAACUGAGCACAAGUGAGACAGUAAAGAUGGAGAUGUUACGAAGUGCCAUAAACGUGCAGACAAAGUAUACUAUUCUGGCUAUUACAGGGAUGGCAAUAGACAAUCACUUACUAGGACUACGUGAAAUUGCACAUGAACUGAAGAUGGAGAAGCCAGAAAUAUUCAAAGACGAAGCCCAUCUCAUCAGUAAUCAUUUCAUUCUCUCUACAAGUCAGGUUCCUACUACUGUUGAGAUGUUCUGCUGCUAUGGACCUGUGGUUCCAAACGGAUAUGGAGCAUGCUACAACCCUCAGUCAGACCACAUUAUCUUCUGUGUGUCCAGUUUCCACGAGAGCCCAGAGACAUGUUCAACAGAAUUUGUCAAGUGUCUGGUACAGGCUCUACUGGACAUGAGGGAUCUGUGCAGUAAAUGUAACUCCGGCUCCAAUCCAACCCAGCAAAGACAGGGUCAGACGCUAGAGACGCACACGCAAACAGACACAAGCUGGCAAAGGAAAACACCGCAGAGACCAACUGAACUGACCAAGAAUCAGCAAAUGCUGCCACAAAUUCUGCUAAAGACCCCUGACCAGACUAAAGUGGAGGCUCAAACCCAGACUUCAUCACAAGGAGAUGCACAAGGUUUGAAGAAUGGAAGUAAAUCAUAGAAAACUGUUAGUGCCAGGGGAAAAUGGUGUGAGUCAAUCACAAAAUAUACACUGUAACUGUGAUACAAAAUGUUACGUAAAGCUGUUUUUGUUGUUGUAUACUGUAAUGUAAAAUGUAUGAAGUGCUGAUAAUGUAUUUUACUCAUUCUUAGAGAAUAUUAGAGGUGUUUGGUUAUUAUAGAGGACGUUUACUGCUGUUGUCCCACAAAAAAAAAUCCAAUACAUCGCACUAAUUCAAAUGUCUGUCAAAAUGGCUUCUAUAUACAGGUUAAAAAAAAUCAAUCCAAAUUUGAGCUUUUGGUUGUUGUUUUGCACUAAAUCGAGACGAAUCAGCCAAAUAAUACAUUUAUUGUUUGGUGACGAGCAAAAGUAGUCUGUGAGUUAUGAUGAAUGGCUGAUUGUCUCACUAUACUGUAUGUCAACUUGCAAAUCGCAUGCUGCUAUACUGUUAAAAAAAAAAAGGCUGCUAGUAAUGAUUUUCUGAAGAUCUAGGUACAUUGUAGCUCUAGAAUCUUCUAUGCAAUUUCUAUUUGUGUUGUCUUCAUAAAUUGUGUCUAUUGUACCAAAAAAUGUGGUAUUACUUAAAUGUCUGUAAAAAAAAAAAAUCAUUUUAUAAAAAAUCAUUAGACAUUUAGUUCAUACUGUACUGUAUUCCAUAUACUGGGAAAAAGCAACUGACCAAGAUUUUAAAGGGAUACCGUUUAGCUUAUUGAAUGUUAAGUGUGAUCAAAAUUGUGUAUUUGUAAAUACAAAUUUCUUUAUUUAAAAUAUAUCAAUUAAGUUAUUUAUUUUUGUAUGAUAGCUAUAACUUAAUGUUACAAAGUGUAAAUGUAAGUUUGAAACGUAAGUAUAUAACCCUUAUCAACCAGAGGUGAUCACUGUGUUUAUUACUGUCAAAGUACUGUAUUGUUUUAUGAAGUACUGUUGAAGAUUAAAAGAAACCAAAACCAAA
Sander lucioperca (pikeperch) is the source of this 3349-nucleotide messenger RNA. RefSeq names its product choline O-acetyltransferase a (gene chata). Gene Ontology annotation, molecular function: choline O-acetyltransferase activity. NCBI's taxonomy places the organism in Eukaryota, Metazoa, Chordata, Actinopteri, Perciformes, Percidae. Bases 328 to 2397 code for a protein of 689 amino acids. Gene Ontology annotation, cellular component: cytoplasm; neuron projection. Gene Ontology annotation, biological process: acetylcholine biosynthetic process; neuromuscular synaptic transmission. The record is from RefSeq and is a predicted model, not a curated record. The transcript is spliced from 15 exons.